Suillus subaureus is the source of this 816-nucleotide messenger RNA. RefSeq lists its product as uncharacterized. Lineage: Eukaryota; Fungi; Basidiomycota; Agaricomycetes; Boletales; Suillaceae. The transcript has a single exon. Gene Ontology annotation, biological process: phosphatidic acid biosynthetic process. Gene Ontology annotation, cellular component: endoplasmic reticulum membrane. Bases 89 to 529 code for a protein of 146 amino acids. The record is from RefSeq and is a predicted model, not a curated record. Gene Ontology annotation, molecular function: ATP-dependent diacylglycerol kinase activity.
AUCAUCCAAUGGUGUUAUAUGGUAUAUUCUUGGCGCCAACACUGCGUUAAUCGCGUUGCCUCUCGACAUCGCAGUUGUCUCAAUUCUUAUGUUUGUGCCUUUCCUCUGUUUUGCCAUUCCCUGUUUAUCGUACUAUAACAGCCUUUCUUGGGCUGACACAGCCGCAUCCACUUUCGGUCGUCUCUGGGGCCCACUCACACCCCCGCUCCCUGCACGACUCCUUGGUCUUCCUCUUGCCCCUCGUAAAAGUCUGGCGGGCUUUAUUGCAGCCUCACUCACAGGCGCUACCGUCGCUGCCGGAUUCUGGACGUACCUUGGCCCCAUGAGAGACAACUUGACGUGGUCCUGGGACGCUGGUGUAUCGAGUACGUUUAGUGGUGGGAGCGCGGAAGGUGGGAAGGUCUUCAGUGGGUGGGCGGGUCUUGCUGUUGUGACUGUAUGCGCGGGUUUAUUUUCGGGCGUUGCUGAAGCACUCGGUGGGUAUACUUUAUUCUUUGCUUUGCUUGCUCACUCUGGAACGCAGAUUUAGGUUCCGUGGACGAUAACCUCAGUCUGCCAAUUAUCGCUGGUGGAUGCCUGUGGGGACUCUUCAAAGUCCUUGGCUGGCUAGGCGACGUAUUCUUAUGAUUCCUCUUUUCAACUCCUCCACUGUGAUCUUCGCCUUCAGCUUCAAUCAUUGGAUACUUGCGAAUUCAGUGCUGCAUACGUUCAAUCUUUCAGUAGUGGAUAUUUUACCUGGCACACGUCGAUAGCGAUGACGAGAAUGAGACGAGACGAUAUGAUGGAUGAUAUAUUAACCGAUUUCAUGCGUUUGUU